AUGGUAUACACCAACUCCGCGCUCACAAUGGCUUUCAAACGGCCAUAUUUGAUUUCCUGCUGUUCGCAGAAACUGUCUUUGCCAAGCGAGACAGCCCCUUAAGAUAUAUUAAACUGUGCUGUCUGCAUUCAAAUAUAUAAUUCGGAGUCUAUACCGCUCCUCUCUCUAUUUUUGACCACGUGAUUGUCUAAAUAAUUAAUGCAGCACGUCCCCUAGAAACACGGCGUCGUCAUUAAUCGCGAGGACUCUAUCAGACUUGAAAACUGAAGAGAUCCCAAGAAAAUAAUAUCCAAACGCUCCGAUACCCAACGCAACUGUAACCAGCACUUUAGCACAGCCUCUCAACCAAUGGAAGCUUGGUAGGUCGAGGUGGAUGUAAUGAUGAGCACGUGAAGAAAAAUACAACACAUAUCUGCAUAAAAUACGGUCAAGGAAUACAGAGGCUGUGGGAAACUCCAAUCACGUGAUACAAGAACACCCAUGCCAUUGGAUAGGGCCUUCUUGGUUUGAAUCCUCACAAUGCAGAAAGCUACAUACUACGAUAAUUCUGGACUUUUUGGAAGCUAUUCUUACCCCAAAUCCGACUCAUAUAUGUAUGGCCCAACUCACCAGCCCUACCCCACUUCUAACCUUGAGAGUGAUUAUCAGGGUCCAGUUUGUCCAAUACAAACCACAACUGUACGGCCACCAACUCAUAAAGACAAUGACAUGAAUGGCAACUGCAUGCGACCAAGUAGCAGCCAAGGAAACAGCCAACAGUCGAGUAUUGGUGAACAGCCGCAGGCACCUCCAUUGUCGGCAUCUUCCCCUAACUCCAGCAACACUUCAUCUCAGAAGAAGAAAUCUCCUCCAAACAAUGCUUCUAAUACUGCCACCCCAGUCAUUAACAAGCAAAUAUUCCCAUGGAUGAAGGAGACGCGAUCGAACGCCAAACAGAAAAGCAACAGCAGCAACAAUUGCACAACUGCAGAAGGUGAGUCCUGCGAUGAAAAAAGUCCACCUGGUCCAGCCUCCAAACGGGUCCGAACUGCCUACACCAGUGCACAACUUGUAGAACUUGAGAAGGAGUUCCAUUUCAACCGGUACCUGUGUCGUCCCCGAAGAGUGGAGAUGGCUAAUUUAUUGAAUCUCACUGAGCGCCAAAUAAAGAUCUGGUUUCAAAACAGAAGGAUGAAAUACAAAAAGGAUCAGAAGGCUAAGGGGAUAAUGCACUCUCCCAUCGGACACUCCCCGGACAGAAGCCCACCAUUAAGUGGCCCAAAUCACAUAGGAUAUUCUGUAAAUGUAAACAGCCUCAGCUAUGAUGCUCCCUCGCCCCCGUCAUUCGCCAAACCCCAGCAAAACAUGUACGGCUUGGCUGCGUACACGGCACCAUUAGGUGGCUGCAUACCGCAACAAAAAAGGUAUCCGGGCUCCGAAUAUGAACACCACAGCAUGCAAGGCAAUGGUGGCUUUGCCAACGCUAAUUUGCAAGGCAGUCCGGUGUACGUUGGGGGAAAUUUCGUUGAUUCCAUGCCAGCCUCGGGCCCCAUGUUCAACCUCGGCCAUCUCCCUCAUCCCUCAUCCGCCAGCGUGGACUACAGCUGUGCCGCUCAGAUUCCAGGCAACCACCACCAUGGACCCUGUGACCCCCAUCCCACAUAUACAGACCUCACCUCUCACCAUGCGUCUCAGGGAAGGAUUCAGGAAGCGCCUAAACUAACGCAUUUGUAAUAUGUGAGGAUUCCAUCUGUGUGCCCAAAUUAUGUUACGCUCUUUUAUUACCUCACUAGUCUAACGUAAUUUAUAUGAUUACACUACAAGUGAGUCAUGUGUAUUACCCAGUAUUAUUAUUGAUAUUACUAUUAAUGCUAUUGUGUAAUUAUUUUCUAAGAAUAGCUGUGGUACAUUUUUCUUGACUGUUGAGGAUGCGCAGGGGAGGCCGUUUGUUUGUCAGUUGUUCGUUUUCUGAAGUGCAAUGCGCAGUAUGGGGACUGAAAAUGUCAUAACAUUACUUGAAGGUAAGUCCUGUAGAUCUGACAGUAGUCACCCAUCUUUAUAGGGAUGGAUUUUAUAGAAAAAAAACUCUAAGCUGUCUGUUUGUUAAUUUCAAAUUUUCUAAAUUUGAAGCGUCUUAUUUAUUUUUCCAAGAUUGUAUUGCAUUUAUCUCCUUUACGAUAUGUAUUAUUUAACGAUUUUUGUAUCACACAUUAUUUAUCAUUUACAUAUAUGCCUAUUUAUAUGGACAUCUAGAAUUUAUGCAACAUAGUUGGACAGACUUUGACAUCAUAGCUCUUCAAUAGGUACACAGGUUGUUGGUGAAUGCUAGUUUUAAGAUAUGGUUUCAGUGGCUGGUGGUUUUAUGUUGUUGUAGUAGAAACUCCUAAGUGUAAAUCUUGGAAUAUUGGGGCAUUUUUCAUGAUUCAUCUUGUGUCAAUGCCUCUAUGAAAAACAAAGUUAUAUGUAGCCUUUUGAAAUACCGAAUAUUAUAGAAAUGUAACACACCAGCAUGUCAUUUGUUGUCAUUGCCAAUUUUCAUAUCACGUCAUUGUUAUUUCAUCAGUUGGACUGUCCAUGCAUACAUUUAUGAAACGCUAAUGAUAUGAAAAUGUUAUAUUUUAUUGUGUUUAACAUUUUGUAAAUAAA
Coregonus clupeaformis (lake whitefish) is the source of this 2625-nucleotide messenger RNA. RefSeq names its product homeobox D3a (gene hoxd3a). The record is from RefSeq and is a predicted model, not a curated record. The transcript is spliced from 4 exons. Gene Ontology annotation, biological process: regulation of transcription by RNA polymerase II. Bases 520 to 1713 code for a protein of 397 amino acids. Gene Ontology annotation, molecular function: RNA polymerase II cis-regulatory region sequence-specific DNA binding; DNA-binding transcription factor activity, RNA polymerase II-specific. NCBI's taxonomy places the organism in Eukaryota, Metazoa, Chordata, Actinopteri, Salmoniformes, Salmonidae. Gene Ontology annotation, cellular component: nucleus.